Molecule: messenger RNA, 542 nt
Organism: Penicilliopsis zonata CBS 506.65
Lineage: Eukaryota; Fungi; Ascomycota; Eurotiomycetes; Eurotiales; Aspergillaceae
Exons: 2
Coding region: 164-499 (111 amino acids)
Source: RefSeq, a predicted model, not a curated record
GCUGAUCCAUACGUGUAGAAUCCUCUAUCUCAUGAUACUGUCCGCGUGGAUCAGACUCGAAAUGAUAGUCUGCCCGGUGCCGUUUCGACCCAGCCCCCGAGUCCACUCCUGAUACCGACUGACGACUUUAUUGGACGAAGAGCAUGCUCUUUAUCCAGAAGUGAUGCCGUGUCUUUAUUCAAUUCAGCUACAAGCCCCUCUUUCGUCCGAUGUCUCUCUCAUGUCUAGACAAAGAAGCCAGCAUGCAAUCACUACCAACUACCAGUACGGAGUAACUAACCAGGGAAGAGGAAAGAACGGGUCUUUCAAGCCAGACCGAAGACCCCUGUAUCAUAGCAAGGGUUUAGGAGGGGUAUUCUGGGUAUUCUGGGUAUUCUGGGUAUCCUGGGUAUCCUGGGUAUUAUCGUCCAUCUCGGCACUAGGAAUUGUGUUAUAUCGUACGGAGUUGGACUCCGUAGGGCGAGAGUCCGGGGAGUCUGGGGAAAGAAAAAUAAAAUAAAAUAAACAAAUAGAAAACCAGCUUUGAUACUCAGACCCAAGCC